Phyllotreta striolata is the source of this 3315-nucleotide messenger RNA. NCBI's taxonomy places the organism in Eukaryota, Metazoa, Arthropoda, Insecta, Coleoptera, Chrysomelidae. The record is from the annotation of a GenBank genome assembly.
AAUCGUGACAUAUGACAGCUAGACAAUGACCGACUGCGGAUCUGCCCCCAGUAAAUGAAACUCGUUAAAUAGUCUUUUUCGUACUAAUAUAAUUAUUUACUAAAUAUUGAAAUUAAAAACGGUUACUAAAUAAUAUUUCUGUGACUAAUUAAAUCAAAGGCCAUGCCGGCAGUUCGGGGAGAUGGCAUGCGAGGAUUGGCAGUGUUUAUUUCCGAUAUUAGAAACUGUAAAAGCAAGGAGGCUGAGAUUAAGAGAAUAAACAAGGAACUAGCCAAUAUUCGAAGUAAAUUCAAAGGGGACAAAACCUUAGAUGGAUACCAGAAGAAGAAGUACGUGUGCAAAUUGUUGUUUAUAUUUUUAUUGGGCCAUGACAUUGAUUUCGGACACAUGGAAGCAGUCAACCUUUUAUCAUCUAAUAAAUACUCAGAAAAGCAAAUUGGAUAUUUAUUUAUAUCAGUGCUAGUCAAUACAAACAGUGAACUUAUCAAGCUCAUAAUCCAAAGCAUUAAAAAUGAUCUUGGAUCGAGGAAUCCGAUUCAUGUUAAUUUGGCCCUGCAGUGCAUCGCAAACAUCGGUAGCAGAGAAAUGGCGGAAGCUUUCGGAAGUGAAAUUCCUAGAUUGCUCGUGUCAGGGGACACAAUGGAUGUUGUUAAGCAGAGUGCUGCUUUGUGUCUGUUGCGUUUGUUCAGAACAUCGCAGGACAUCAUUCCCGGAGGAGAAUGGACCUCUCGAAUCAUUCAUUUGCUAAACGAUCAACACAUGGGCGUUGUAACCGCUGCUACAAGCCUGAUAGACGCGCUGGUUAAAAAGAAUCCCGAAGAAUAUAAGGGAUGUGUAUCGCUUGCAGUGUCUAGACUAAGUAGAAUUGUAACGGCAAGUUACACGGAUUUGCAAGAUUACACUUACUAUUUCGUACCAGCACCUUGGCUCUCUGUUAAAUUGUUAAGAUUAUUACAAAAUUACACUCCACCUGCUGAAGAUCCUGGCGUAAGAGGAAGGCUCAAUGAAUGUUUGGAAACGAUUCUGAACAAAGCUCAGGAACCUCCUAAAUCCAAGAAAGUUCAACACUCGAAUGCUAAAAAUGCUGUUCUCUUCGAAGCAAUAAGUUUGAUUAUUCACAACGAUAGCGAGGCGAACCUCCUCGUAAGAGCUUGUAAUCAACUGGGGCAGUUCUUGAGUAACAGAGAGACGAAUUUGAGGUAUUUGGCUCUGGAAUCGAUGUGCCAUCUGGCCACUUCGGAAUUUUCUCACGAAGCGGUCAAGAAACAUCAGGAAGUGGUCAUUCUGUCGAUGAAGAUGGAAAAAGAUGUUUCAGUUCGUCAGCAAGCUGUCGAUUUGUUGUACGCCAUGUGCGACAAGAGCAACGCCGAGGAGAUAGUCCAAGAAAUGUUAAAUUAUCUCGAAACUGCUGAUUAUUCCAUAAGAGAGGAGAUGGUUCUCAAAGUGGCUAUUCUCGCCGAGAAAUACGCUACAGAUUACACUUGGUAUGUCGAUGUUAUUCUGAAUCUGAUCAGGAUUGCUGGGGAUUAUGUAUCUGAAGAAGUAUGGUACCGUGUCAUUCAGAUAGUCAUAAACAGAGACGAAGUUCAAGGCUACGCUGCGAAAACGGUAUUUGAGGCAUUGCAGGCGCCGGCGUGCCACGAAAACAUGGUCAAAGUCGGCGGUUACAUUCUCGGGGAGUUCGGGAACCUGAUAGCGGGCGAUCAACGGUCCUCGCCGGCCGUUCAAUUCCAACUCUUACAUUCGAAAUACCAUCUGUGUUCCCCCAUGACUCGCGCUCUGCUGUUGUCCACCUACAUCAAAUUCAUCAAUCUGUUCCCCGAAAUCCGCACGCAAGUCCAGGAGGUCUUCAAGCAGCACAGCAACCUGAGAUCCGCCGACGCCGAGUUGCAACAACGAGCGUCCGAAUACUUGCAGUUGAGCAUCAUAGCUAGCUCCGACGUGCUGGCGACGGUUCUGGAAGAGAUGCCGGCGUUCCCCGAAAGGGAGAGUUCCAUACUCGCUGUGUUGAAAAAGAAGAAGCCCGGCAGAGUUCCGGAAAACGAGAUUAAGGAUAGCAAAAGUCCCACGCCUCUGAACAACAAUCACACCAACGAUGUGAACAACACAAGUACAAAUUCAGCUGAUUUGCUGGGGCUAUCAACUCCACCUACUUCUGCUCCGAAUUCGGGAAAUACUGGGGUUUUAUUAGAUGUUUUGGGCGACAUUUACAGCGGUAAAUCAGUGAACAGCUCGACAUCAUCUAAUAAAAAUUGGUUUGUAGAUCCUAAGAAGUUUGUUUGCAAGAAUAACGGCGUGUUGUUCGAGAACGAUUUGAUCCAAAUCGGCGUUAAAAGCGAAUUCAGACAGAAUCUGGGCCGCCUCGGCUUGUUCUACGGGAACAAAACGAACGCCCCUUUGCAAAAUUUCUUCCCUACCAUGCAAUGGUCGGAAGAAAACAACGCCAAAUUGAGCAUACAAAUAAAGCCUGUCGAGCCGAUUCUGGAAGCUGGCGCUCAGAUACAGCAGAUGAUCAAUGCAGAAUGCAUCGACGAUUACACAGAUUCGCCCAGUAUUUCUGUGAGCUUCGUUUGCAACAAAGUUCCGCACAAAAUCAACAUAAAGCUUCCACUCACUAUCAACAAAUUCUUCGAGCCGACAGAAAUGAACGGCGAAUCGUUUUUCGCGCGGUGGAAAAACUUGGGAAACACGAACCAACAAAGAUCUCAGAAAAUAUUCAAAGCGACCGCUCCGAUGGAUCUGCAAGCAGCGAAAACCAAAAUCAUCGGUUUUGGGAUGCAGCUGUUGGAGGGAAUCGAUCCCAAUCCGGAUAAUUUCGUUUGUGCCGGUAUUAUUCACAUGAGAUCCCAGCAAGUCGGCUGUCUUUUGAGAUUAGAACCAAACCGGAAUGCUCAGAUGUAUCGAUUGACUGUACGUUCCAGCAAAGAGUCCGUAUCAGUGGAGCUUUGCGAUCUCCUCGUUGAUCAGUUUUAAAUUGGAUAAAAUAUAAACACAUCAGUGUAUACUAUAAUUAAUAAUAAUUAGUUAAUUUAGUUAAUACAUUUGUAAGUGUGCUAAAUUAUUUCGACCGAGGGUCAUAGUCCAACAGCUUUAUUAAGUUAAUUAAAUAUGUGUAAAAUAUAUAAAUAUAUUAUGUAUACAUGUGAAGAGAUAGUCAUAUCUGAUUGCGCGAUGUUUAUCCUCUAUAGUGCGUUGUUCCCCCGGACUCAAAAAACAUAAAAACUUUAAAAAUAUUCAGAUAUAUUCAUUCAAACCACCUAAAUCACGUAGGAUAAUAUGUAAUGGCAUUAUCUUUAAAAUAAUAUCAACUCUUAC